Symbiodinium natans is the source of this 154-nucleotide messenger RNA. The record is from the annotation of a GenBank genome assembly. Lineage: Eukaryota; Dinophyceae; Suessiales; Symbiodiniaceae.
GCCGGGUAUUGGCCUCCUCAUUGAGAACGGACCUCGUUUCGUAGCUUCUUGCGCCACGUUGCCAAGCUACUCCAGGGGCCGCGUCAUCGUCGGGAGCCGUGCCGACAUGCAGGACAACAGGUUCUACAACAGUGGCAUCGGCAGUGUCGACUGG